This is a messenger RNA of Wallemia mellicola CBS 633.66, 339 nucleotides long. Its product is annotated as acyl carrier protein. Lineage: Eukaryota; Fungi; Basidiomycota; Wallemiomycetes; Wallemiales; Wallemiaceae. Gene Ontology annotation, biological process: fatty acid biosynthetic process. The coding region runs from base 1 to 339 and encodes 112 amino acids. Gene Ontology annotation, cellular component: mitochondrion. The transcript has 3 exons. Gene Ontology annotation, molecular function: acyl binding; acyl carrier activity. The record is from RefSeq and is a predicted model, not a curated record.
AUGCUUAAAUCACAAUUUUCCUUAAUCUCAAGAGCAGCUAAGCAAACUCAAGCCUUUAAGUUGCCAUCUAGAUUCUACGCCAGCCAAGGUUUAUCAAAGAACGACAUCCAACAAAGAAUUUUUGAUGUUUUAAAAUCAUUCGACAAGGUUAAAGCUGAUAACCUCACUGAAUCAGCUUCAUUCACAAAUGACUUGGGCUUGGAUAGCUUAGACGCCGUUGAAGUUGUCAUGGCAAUUGAAGAAGAGUUUGCUAUUGAAAUCCCUGACGCUGAAGCCGACGCUAUACAAAAUGUCAAUCAAGCAAUUGAUUACAUUGCUAAAACCCCAGAGGCACACUAA